AUGGCUUUAACAGUGGCAGUAGCCGGUGCAACUGGCGCCGUCGGAAAAACGAUUGUGGAGCAGAUCCUAAAGGAGAACAAGUACUCAGUGGUUGGACUGACACGAACGGAACACGUGGAAUCGCCAAUUGACAACGUACAAUAUGUACAGACCGACUAUGAUGAUCACGCGGCGCUGGUGCAGCAAUUAGAGCGCCAUGCAGUCCAGACGGUGAUCUGCGCCAUUGGCAUGUUAGGAGAUGAUUGCUCCCAAGCCCAAGUCAAUUUGAUUAAAGCCGCCGAUGAGGCAACCUCAGUGCAAAGAUUCAUCACGAGUGAAUUUGGUUACUUUACACGCGAAGAGCGACGGCAUGUUGAUCCAGGGCUUGACUGGUUCCUUGAGGCUGCAGAACUUCUGAAGAACAGCAAGCUGACCUACACGCGCCCUGUUUGUGGUGCAUUCAUGGAUUUCCUGGGAAUUCCGCACGCUCGAUCAAAUAUUGCCCCAAUGAACAUUGCGGUUGAUGUGCAGAAUCGAGAAGCCUGUAUUCCUGGGGAUGGAAACAUCCCUAUCACUAUGAUUUACAGCUAUGAUGCUGCGACGUUAGUGGCCAAGCUGCUAGAAGUCGACGAAUGGUCUGAAUUCAGCUUUUGCAAUGGCGAUGACACUACUCUGAGUGAGGUUUUGAGGAUGGCGGAAGAGCUCUGCGGCGAGAAGUUCAAAGUCACCUAUCUGAAGGCCGAGGACGUCGAGAAAGGCGAUAUCCCUAUACUGAAGGUUCCUGACGGAAGUGGCAUUCAGCCGAAUGAGCUGUUAGACUACAGUCUGUUCGGCUAUCAUCUUUACCUCGCACGAGGUUUCCAAUUACCCGAAGACCAGCGCAUUGGAAACAAAUUCCCCGGCUUCAAGCCGAGGACUGUCCGGGAAUUCUUAGAAGCCACCUGGAGACCUCAUUUAUAG
This is a messenger RNA of Penicillium olsonii, 939 nucleotides long. The record is from the annotation of a GenBank genome assembly. Lineage: Eukaryota; Fungi; Ascomycota; Eurotiomycetes; Eurotiales; Aspergillaceae.